This is a messenger RNA of Physella acuta, 2971 nucleotides long. RefSeq names its product zinc finger protein 883-like. The record is from RefSeq and is a predicted model, not a curated record. Lineage: Eukaryota; Metazoa; Mollusca; Gastropoda; Physidae.
UAAAUGAAACAAGAUGGCUGCUAUAGCAAAUGAGCAUGGUUGGAUCUGAUGAAAACAUCGUUAGUCUUCAUGUUGAAAAGUUUUAAUUAAAUUGUUUAAAAACAGUUUUUUCUGCAAUAAUUCAUCAAUCUAAAGCUAUGGAAAACACAAAGGACACUAAUGGUAUAGUUUGGGAGUGUUCAAAUAUGGUUAAACAGGAAUUGAGUGACGAAAUCAUAACAUUUAUGGACAUGAAAUCAGAUGAAACAUCAGCUAUUUCAAGUUCAGAAGGAGUACAAACAAAUAUAUCAAAACUCUUUUCAAAUUCUGAAGAUAUAAAGCAAAAUGUAUCAACACAAUUUUCAACUGUUAAAGACAAAUACUUGGAGGAAACAAUGCCAUUUUUAGCUUUAGAAUAUAAAAAUCUUGAUAAAACAAAGCCUUUGUUUAAUUUAGAAGAGAUGAAACAAGAUAACCCAACAUCAUUUUCAUCUUCUGAAGACAUGAAACCAAAUAUAUCAACAGCAUUUUCAAUUUUUGAAGAUAUAAAACCUGAGAUAUUAACAAUUUCAUCUUUGGAGAAUGAACAACGAAAUGGUUUCAAAGCACAGCAACAACUUUCUUCCCCACCAGAUUCAACUGAUUUUAAAGAAAAUUUAGCAGUUUUAAAAUCAGAUCUUCAAAAUGAAUUAAAACAACUCAAGUUAUUGCAUGCAAAAUUGAAUGAUAAUCUCCCAACAGAAUAUCAGAUCAAUGAUAAGGGACUGAAGACAUACAAGUGUGAUAUGUGUUGUCAAAGAUUUUUCCAUUUUGAUCAUGUUAAACAACACAUAAACAUUCACACAAGGGUGAAUCCAUAUGGUCAUGAUUUUCAUCAGCAAGAAGUUGUUAUGAUCAGUCAGGGUGAACAGAUUAACAAAAUAAACCUAGAACAGGUAUACAAUAAGUCUAGUUUGUCUAAAAAGUUCACCACAAAGUCUAGUUUAUCUACACACACAAAUAUUCAUUCUGGAAUUAAUAAGCCAUAUGAAUGUGCUGUGUGUAAUAAGAAAUAUCAUAUUAAAAAUAAUUUAGCAAAACAUAUAAAGAUACAUUUAGGAGAAAGACCAUAUGAAUGUGAUGUGUGUCACAAAAAAUUUAGUCAAAAGGGUCAUCUAUCAGAACAUAAAAAUAUUCAUUUACCAGAGAAACCAUAUGAAUGUGAUGUGUGUCAUAAAAAAUUUAGUCAAAAAAAAAAUCUAUCACAACAUAAAAAAAUUCAUUUACCAGAGAGACCAUAUAAAUGUGAUGUGUGUCACAAAAAAUUUAGUCAUGAAGGUAAUUUAUCUAAACAUAAAAAUAUUCAUUUACCAGAGAGACCAUAUGAAUGUGAUGUGUGUCACAAAAAAUUUAAUCAUAAAAGACAUUUAUCAGAACAUAAAAUGAUUCAUUUACCAGAUAGAUUAUAUGAAUGUGAUGUGUGUCACAAAAAAUUUAGUCAAAAAUAUAAUCUAUCACAACAUAAAAAAAUUCAUUUACCAGAGAGACCAUAUGAAUGUGAUGUGUGUCAUAAAAAAUUUAGUUGUAAAAGUAAUUUAUCUAUACAUAAAAAUAUUCAUUUACCAGAGAGACCAUAUGAAUGUGAUGUGUGUCAUAAAAAAUUUAAUCAUAAAUUUAAUCUAUCAGACCAUAAAAAAAUUCAUUUACCAGAUAGACCACAUGAAUGUGAUGUGUGUCAUAAAAAAUUUAGUCUUAAAGGUGAUUUAUCUAAACAUAAAAUAAAUGUUCAUUCAAGUCUCAAGCCACAUGAAUGUGAUGUUUGUCAUAAAAGUUUUGCCCUUAAAUCUAGAUUAUCCAUACAUAAAAAUAUUCAUUUACCAGAGAGACCAUAUGAAUGUGAUGUGUGCCAUAAAAAAUUUAGUCAGAAAGGUCAUUUAUCAAAACAUAAAAUAACUAAACAUUUAGGAGAAAGACCAUAUGAAUGUGAUGUGUGCCAUAAAAAUUUUAGUCAGAAAUAUCAUUUAUCAGAACAUAAAAUAACUAUUCAUUCAAGUCUCAAGCCACAUGAAUGUGAUGUUUGUCAUAAAAGUUUUGCCCUUAAAUCUAGAUUAUCUAAACAUAAAAAUAUUCAUUUACCUGAGAGACCAUAUGAAUUUGAAUGUGAUGUGUGUCACAAAAAAUUUAGUCAAAAGGGUAAUCUAUCAGAACAUAAAAAUAUUCAUUUACCAGAGAGACCAUAUGAAUGUGAUGUGUGUCACAAAAAAUUUAAUUAUAAAAGACGUUUAUCAGAGCAUAAAAUGAUUCAUUUACCAGAUUGAGUGAUGUGUGUCACAAAAAAUUUAAUCAUAAAGUUAGUUUAUCUACACAUAAAAAAAUUCAUUUACCAGAAAGACCAUAUGAAUGUGAUGCAGGGGCGGAACUACAGUGCCGCCAGACCCCGCAAUGCAGGGGGGGGGGGGGCACAGCCGCCCAUAAUCAUUUUUUUUUAUAGUUAAAAUUAAUUUUCUUGCAUUUUUGACUUGAUGGUUUUUUUUGAAAAAAGAAUACUGUAGCUGCGGUUGGAGUAUCUUUAUUCUAUAGACACCAUCCCACGCUCUUGUAUAUUCUUUUUCCUACAAUCAAAUACACGCUGUUGUCGGCAAAAUUCUUUUGAAAAAACAUCAAUUGCGCGAGAGGCCGCUAGAUAUUAAGACGGCUUAUUGAGACCAUCCCAAAUUUGGUACUGAUGGAUAAAAGCACAUCGUCACUUCGUUGGCCCUUUUAAGUCCCUUUCUCAGACCUCCCCUCCCGCUCUUAGCCUUACAAGAAGCGAAUAGAUGGCGCCUCAACAACUAAGCUGGCUCGUAUCGGUGGUAGUGUAGACAAACUAACGCUUCAACAACUAAUAUCCAAGAAAUAAAGUGCCGACAUUGUUUACGUUUAAUAACCACUGUUCUAGAAAACAAGGCAAACGUCUCAAAUAAAUACACGAAUGAUAGCGUGUUUUGUAUAUAUAUAUAUAUAUAUAUAUAUA